GGAAGCACACUCCGUGACAGUUGGUUGGCGUGGUGAUUCAUUUCCACAAGAUGGAAGCGUCGCCGCCACCACGCACCAUCCUCGGUAGGUACCAGCUCACGCGAUUCCUUGGCCGCGGCAACUUCGCCAAGGUCUACCAGGCGCGCUCACUCGUCGACGGCGCCACGGUGGCCGUCAAGGUCAUCGACAAGUCCAAGACGGUCGACGCCGCCAUGGAACCCCGCAUUGUGCGCGAGAUCGACGCUAUGCGCCGUCUCCAGAACCACCCAAACAUCCUCAAAAUCCACGAGGUUCUCGCCACGAAGACCAAAAUUUACCUCGUCGUCGACUACGCCGGCGGCGGCGAGCUCUUCUCCAAGAUCUCCCGGUGUGGCCGCCUCCCGGAGUCUCGGGCGCGGCGCUAUUUCUCCCAACUCGUCUCUGCGCUCCUCUUCUGCCACCGCCACGGCAUCGCGCACCGCGACCUCAAGCCGCAGAACCUCCUCCUCGACGCCGCCGGCGACCUUAAGGUCUCUGACUUCGGCCUCUCCGCACUCCCGGAACACCUCCGUGAUAACCUCCUCCACACCGCAUGUGGCACGCCGGCCUUCACUGCGCCGGAGGUCCUACGCCGCGUCGGCUACGACGGUUCCAAGGCCGACGCUUGGUCCUGCGGUGUCAUUCUCUACAACCUUCUCGCCGGCCAGCUCCCCUUUGACGAUUCGAACAUUCCUGCCAUGUGCCGCCGAAUAUCCCGCCGCGACUAUCAAUUCCCGGCGUGGAUCUCAAAAUCCGCGCGCAGCCUCAUCCACCAAUUGCUGGACCCCAAUCCUAAAUCGCGAAUUUCGCUUGACAGAGUUUUCGAUAACAGAUGGUUAAGGGAUAAGAAGCAUGUUUGCUAUAAUGUGUUGGAGGAGAGUGUUGUGGAGUCUGAUUUAUAUAACAAGUGCUGCGACGGUUACAAAUUGGGGAUGAACGCUUUUGACAUAAUAUCAAUGUCGUCGGGGUUGGACUUGCGAGGGCUGUUCGAAACGACGUCGGAGAAGGGGAGGCGGAGGGAGAAGAGGUUCAGUUCGGAGAAGAGCGUGGGAACGGUGGAGGCGAAGGUGAAGGAGGUUGGGGAGAGGUUAGGGUUUAGGAUUGAGGUUGGAAAGAACGGUGUAAUUGGGCUAGGAAAGGGGAAAGUGGGUUUGGCAGUUGAGGUGUUUGAGAUUGUGUCUGACUUGCUCCUUGUUGCUAUUAAAGUUGUAGAUGGUGCUAUGGAGUUUGACCAACUUCAUUGGGAUGAUUGGAAACUUGGCCUUCAAGAUGUUGUUCUCUCAUGGCAUCACAAUGAGUAAUUCUCCCAACAGCAGAGUACUCUGUUUUAUUACUGUUUUGCACUAUAGAAUGAUGAAGUCUUGUGUACAUAAGCAGAAUCAGUAGCACAGUUUCAUCUCAGCCUUUUCUCAGUAUGUGCAUAUCAUUAACUUUUAUUAAGUUAUUUUAUAAAUAAAUCACUCUGAAUAAAAUCAUAGUUUUGUUAA
Molecule: messenger RNA, 1505 nt
Organism: Vigna angularis (adzuki bean)
Lineage: Eukaryota; Viridiplantae; Streptophyta; Magnoliopsida; Fabales; Fabaceae
Product: CBL-interacting serine/threonine-protein kinase 7
Exons: 1
Coding region: 51-1319 (422 amino acids)
Biological process (GO): protein phosphorylation; signal transduction
Molecular function (GO): protein kinase activity; ATP binding
Source: RefSeq, a predicted model, not a curated record